AUGGCACUCCCACCUGAGAAUGAGAAACAACCAGCCUCAGGCCCUAGCCAUGAGAUUCGCCAACUGUCCGUCUCUUCAUCAUCCUCUGACGAAACUGCGGCAGAGGGCCGAGAGUCCAAAUCCAGUACGGGAGGCGGAAGGUAUCAUUCACGACCUUCCCGUCUAGACGACAUCGAGGAUGUAGACGACACGGCUCUUGGCCGCCUCGCUUCCAACCCAACCCGGGUGAGAACUCGCUCCCGCUCCAGAUCAAACCUCCCACCACCACCGGACGGAGGUCUCCAGGCCUGGCUCCAAGUCGUCGCGGGGUGGCUUGUCAUCUUCGCCACAUGGGGCUAUCUCAACUCCUUCGGUGCGUUCCAGUCCUACUACACCUCCGGCGGUCUCCCAUCAGCCUCCCCGUCCACUAUCUCCUGGAUCGGCUCUCUCCAGGGCUUCCUCACCACAGCCCUGGGAACCUUCAGUGGCCGUCUCCUCGAUGCUGGCUUCUUCCGCCCUACCUUCGCCAUUGGUGCUGCUCUGCAGCUGGCCGGCAUCUUCGCCAUGAGCGCCUCCGAUCAUCCACAAUACUGGCAACUGGUCAUAACGCAGGGGAUCCUCACGGGCAUCGGCGGCGGCAUCCUCUUCACCCCUACUCUCGGGCUGGUCGCUACGUGGUUUGGACGUCGCCGCGGGUUCGCGAUCGGCCUGGCUACCUUGGGCAACUCCACCGGCGGCAUCCUAUAUCCCGUCAUAGUGAGGCAGUUGCUUCCCAAGAUUGGCUUCGGCUGGACCGCGAGGGUGCUCGGUCUGGUGAAUAUGGUCUGUUAUGUUAUUGCCUUCUUAUUGAUGAGAUCGCGACUCCCUCCCCGCCGAUCCGGAGCUCUGGUCGAUUGGAGUGCCUUCAAAGAGCCGGUCUAUGUUCUCUACAUCGUCGGCAUGUUUCUUUUCGUCUGGGCGAGCUAUUAUCUGUUUUACUAUGUGAGUUUCCACUGUGAUUUUCUUUUCUUAUCCGCGUUGAAACCUAGGGCUUUCAGUAUCAUCUCCUCUAUUACUGGUCAUGUCCUCGGCCUCUCCUACAGCGAAGCCUCCUUCCUCAUCAUGGUCAUCAACGGCGCCGGCCUCCCCGCCCGCGUCCUCAUGCCCAUGCUCGCCGACAAGAUCGGCGCCCUCAACGUCAUCACCAUGUGCACCCUCUCCAUCUCCGUCAUCGUCUUCUGCUGGUUCGCCGUGAGCAGCGUCCCCGGCUUCUACGUCUUCACGGCCUUCUGCGGCCUCGUCUCGGGGGCCACGCAGAGCCUCAUGCCCACCACCAUCGCCAGCAUCACGAAGCGGCUGGACACGGUGGGCACGAGGAUGGGCAUGUGCUUCAGCAUCAUCUCGUUUGCGUCGCUGACGGGGCCGCCGAUCGGUGGCGCGCUCCAGUCUGCGAUGAAGGGGUCGUUCACGGGCGCGCAGGUGUGGGCUGCGGUGUCGACUUUGGGUGCUGGCUUGUGUCUCUUGGGGGCUAGGUUUUACCAAGCUCAGGGGAAGAUCAAGGUCAAGUGUUAA
This is a messenger RNA of Clonostachys byssicola, 1530 nucleotides long. The record is from the annotation of a GenBank genome assembly. Lineage: Eukaryota; Fungi; Ascomycota; Sordariomycetes; Hypocreales; Bionectriaceae.